AUGAAUACCACAGCGUUGUUCUUUAUCGCCCUAAUCUACACGGCGCUCUGCAACCCGUUGGGUCAGACGACGGUAUGCGAAUCUUCGCAGCCCGUCGGGACCACAGUCUACGAGUCCACUUCCAACAUCCCCUACUACCCGUACGGUCUACCGGCUGGACUUGGCCUGGCCGGACUCCUGUCGAACGCCAACCCGCUGGCCUUGUCCGGUCUACCCGUCCCUGGAUUGGGUACGACCACUGUCUACGAGAACAUCCCAAACGUUGGCGGUCUCGGUGGACUUGGAUUGGGGGGCUUGGGAGUUCUUAAUCCACUGAACGGCCUACCUCUGGGAUUGCCUUAUGGUCUCGCUGGGACAGUCCCGGGUCUUUUGGGCGUUGGACAGUUGGGCUUGCCGUACCCUGUUCCCACUGUCGGCACUGGCUCCUCUACCGUCUGCGAGAGCACUUCCAAUGUGGGUGUUGGACCCCUAGGCCUACCUAUUCCACUCGGAGGCAUGGGCCUCGGCGGACUGGGCCUCGGAGGCCUGGGCCUCGGCGGACUGGGCCUCGGAGGCCUGGGUUUAGGCCUGGCGCAGGGACCGUUCCCUUUUUUA
This is a messenger RNA of Iphiclides podalirius (scarce swallowtail), 594 nucleotides long. Lineage: Eukaryota; Metazoa; Arthropoda; Insecta; Lepidoptera; Papilionidae. The record is from the annotation of a GenBank genome assembly.